AGAUAAUCGCCAAAUGAGCAUUAUUUUCAAGCUCUAGAUGAAUUGAUACAUUAAUGUGAUAAUAUGGGUAAAGAUGGAUAAUGUAUAAUAAUCUUUCUCAGAAGAUCAUAAACUCAAUUUGUUAUAUUACAUCUGGAUUAGAUAUUCAAAAACAUAACUUUUGGAUACUGAAAUAAAAUAUGAACGAGAAUUCUCAAUAAAAAAAUUCAAUCAUCCAAUUCUAAGGAUUACUUUACUUUCCUCAUGGAUUCUAUUUGGGGAUUGCCCAACUACCUUACAUACAGGCUUAUGAAGAGAUAUUUAAUGGGAAAGCAUAAGAAGAUGUAAAAUAGGAGGUUAAAGAGGAGUAUGAUUCAGAAUCUGUUAAAAGGGAGCCUGAAUCAUAAUCUAUUAAAGAUACUUGUAAAAAAAUAAGUAAAUUCAGUCCUUAUAUAUGGCCUGGAGAGACUAAGAACUACUAUAAAAAUAUUGGGAAAAAACUAUCGUCAUUCAUUACAAAUAGUUUUGACUAGCCUUAUGUUAAAUAAGACCCCUUUGUCAUCUAAUUUGUGAAAAUUCAAGGUUAAAACUACAGCAGAAUUCACUUUGAAAAGCUAUUUACCUCACAAAUUGCUCGAAAAAUUGCAACAUAAUUUUUUGGUAAUUAUCAAUGGUGUUCCCAAUUUAUUUAAUAGAAUAAAACUGAACUUGGAUUGUACUUAAGACAUAAUAAGCAUAUGUAUAAGAGGAAAAGCUCGACAAAAAAAUGAAAAGC
Messenger RNA from Paramecium octaurelia, 754 nucleotides. The record is from the annotation of a GenBank genome assembly. NCBI's taxonomy places the organism in Eukaryota, Ciliophora, Oligohymenophorea, Peniculida, Parameciidae.